Messenger RNA from Asterias rubens (European starfish), 2513 nucleotides. Its product is annotated as ATP-dependent RNA helicase eIF4A-like. NCBI's taxonomy places the organism in Eukaryota, Metazoa, Echinodermata, Asteroidea, Forcipulatida, Asteriidae. Gene Ontology annotation, biological process: cytoplasmic translational initiation. Bases 68 to 1357 code for a protein of 429 amino acids. The transcript is spliced from 10 exons. Gene Ontology annotation, molecular function: ATP binding; translation initiation factor activity; RNA helicase activity. The record is from RefSeq and is a predicted model, not a curated record. Gene Ontology annotation, cellular component: cytoplasmic stress granule.
CUGAAACGUCUGGCACAUUUCUUCAUUCGCUCUGCUCGUUCCUUUUCCCGCUGCACGUACAAGAAGAAUGUCAAACGAUCAUCAACAGCACGAAGAUUCUGUGUCAGAACCUCAGCAAACUUCCGCUGGUUCUGGAAAUGCAGGAGACUUUGCCAAACAACCCAAGGAGACCAACCGUAACAAUGAAGUGCACGAACAUAUUGAGGGGAGUGAGUCCCUGGAGGUGAUUGAGUCCUUUGAUGAUAUGGGCUUACCUGAUGAAUUACUCAGAGGUAUCUAUGCUUAUGGUUUUGAGAAACCGUCCGCUAUUCAGCAGCUUGCUAUUAAGCCAUGCUGUCAAAGCAAAGAUGUGAUUGCUCAGGCCCAAUCUGGGACCGGCAAGACGGCAACCUUUGCCAUCUCGAUCCUUCACCAGAUCGAUAUAUCGAGAGAAAACUGCCAAGCUCUGGUCUUGGCUCCUACCAGAGAGUUGGCCACACAGAUCCAGAAGGUCUUCAUUGCUCUUGGAGACUACCUGAAGGCCUCCUGCAUGGCCUGCAUCGGUGGAACCAAUGUGGCCACCGAUAUCUCCAAGCUGAAGAAUGGUGUGCAGGUUGUUGUAGGCACCCCUGGCCGUGUGUUUGACAUGAUUGGCCGCAAUGCCUUGGAUACAACCUACAUCAGGAUGUUUGUCCUCGAUGAGGCUGACGAGAUGUUGUCAAGAGGCUUCAAAGAUCAAAUCUACGAGGUCUUCACCCAGCUGAAGCACGACAACCUGCAGGUUAUUUUGUUGUCGGCUACAAUGCCAGAUGAUGUACUGGAAGUGACCACCAAGUUUAUGGUCAACCCGAUCCGCAUCCUCGUCAAGAAAGAGGAGCUUACCCUGGAGGGUAUCAAGCAGUUCUACGUCAACGUAGAAAAGGAGGACUGGAAGUUUGAAACUCUAUGUGACUUGUACGAGACACUGACCAUCACACAAGCAGUAAUAUUCUGCAAUACUAGAAGGAAAGUCGACGCCCUUCAAGAGAAGAUGAAGCAAAAGGACUUCACCGUCUCCAGCUUGCACGGAGACAUGGAACAGAAGGAUCGUGAUGUGAUCAUGAAGGAGUUCCGUUCAGGCUCUAGCCGUGUCCUGAUCACUACUGACCUGCUGGCUAGAGGUAUUGACAUCCAGCAGGUGUCUCUGGUCAUCAAUUAUGACCUUCCCUCUAACAGGGAGAACUACAUUCACAGGAUUGGUCGUGGUGGCCGAUUCGGCCGUAAGGGUGUGGCCAUCAAUUUUGUGACAGCAGAUGACCUGCGAGCUUUGCGUGAGUUGCAACAGUUUUAUCAUACGGUGAUCGACGAGAUGCCGAUGAAUGUGGCCGAUCUGAUUUAAAUAUUUUGUGUGGGACAGUUUGCCGCUACAUCGUCUCUACUCGCAGUGCCUGAGGUAGAUCCUCUCACGACUGAUGAUUUUAUGUGUACUCCGCUUCCAAACUACGCCAUGUGAGCAUAGUGACCAAAGCGAAUCAAGUGACAUUGAAAUACCAGGUUGAGUUCCUACCUGGCGUUUUUUUGAUCGGUUUUGGAUUGAGUCUCUCGAACUGCGAUACAAUCGAUAAGGCAAAUCUCCACGGGGGAAGGCCUCCCCCCACCCCUUCCUAGAAGGGGGGGUACCUACCUUAAGUUUAUUUGUAAACAAUUUACAAUAAUAUAAAUAUUUUAAGUAUUUAAAGCACGCAUUAUCGUGAGCUUUGUUAGUUUAUCAUACAUACAUAAAUCUGGAACAUAAUUUCAGUUGAUCACUAUCAAAGAAAAACAAUCAAUCCUUUUUUUGUUGAAAUCUAUAUUAAAGAUUUCGCGUCUUACUCUUCAACCUUUGCUCAAGUUGUAUUGUAAUAUUGUAACCGAUUUGAAUUAAUGCAACAUGGAAUUGUUUAACUGCCAAAGAAUUUUACUGAUAAAUGCUCGCCAAGCUGUAGUCAAUUUGAGAUUUAUGUGCAGUAUGUACAAGAGCUUAGAAAGGAGACUUUCUUCAACAAAUCUUGAACCUUUCACAAGAAAUUUCUUCUUGACAAAAAAUUUAUUUUCCUCGAAGGUUUCAACUCCAGACAUUGCUGCGCAUCAUAUUAAAAUAGAACAACAUUGGACUGAAUUUGUUAAAUUGCUGGAGAUAGUGCAAAACAAGUCCGGAGAAAAAACUUUGUUGAUGUUAAAAUUCUUGAAUGAUAUAUUUUUGAGGGUCAUUCAGUUUUUGGCCACAAGACAUGUACGUAUAAAAUAUUUGUGGAUUUUCACAAAACUGUUCAAUUACACAUUAGUUAAUUGUUACAUUAGUUUAUCUCUGUCUUUAACAGUAAUUAAUGUACACGUUAUUAAAAACUCAUCAAAACAUCUGUUGGCAAUUUUUUUUAAACUGCCUGAAAUGUUAAAAUGUUUUGUUUGGCGCCCUUCCGAUGGGAAACAUUUCAUGUACGUUGUCCUUAGGUUAAUGCUCAUCAUUUUGUUGUACUAUGUGGUUUUGUCUAGAUUUAUUAAAAUCUAUAUAUGUA